UUGCGCGCGGGUCUCGUCGCCGUCGCCGCCGGCGCCUCCGCCUCCGUCAUGGCUUUCGUGACCCGGCAGUUCGUGCGCCGCGUGUCCUCGUCGUCCACCGCGUCGGCCUCGGCGAAGAAGAUCAUGGUCAAGCACGUCACGGUCAUCGGCGGCGGCCUGAUGGGCGCCGGCAUCGCGCAGGUUGCUGCAGCGACUGGCCACACCGUCAUGUUGGUGGACCAGUCGGAGGACAUCCUGGUGAAAUCCAAAAAGAACAUUGAGGAAAGCCUGAGGAGAGUGGCCAAGAAGAAGUUCGCAGAAAACCCGAAGGCUGGUGAGGAGUUCGUGGCGAAGACCCUAGGCAGCAUCUCCACCAGCACGGACGCUGCGGCGGUUGUCCACAGCACGGACCUGGUGGUGGAGGCCAUUGUGGAGAACCUGAAGCUGAAGAAUGAGCUCUUCAAGAGGCUGGACAAGUUUGCUGCUGAACACACCAUUUUCGCCAGCAACACUUCCUCCCUGCAGAUCACAAGCAUUGCCAACGCCACCACCAGGCAGGACCGGUUUGCUGGGCUCCACUUCUUCAACCCUGUCCCCGUGAUGAAGCUGGUCGAGGUCAUCAAGACCCCCAUGACCAGCCAGAAGACAUUUGAGUCUGUGAUGGACUUCACCAAGGCCCUGGGAAAGCAUCCUGUGUCUUGCAAGGAUACUCCCGGGUUUAUCGUGAACCGUCUGCUGGUGCCGUACCUCAUGGAGGCCAUCAGGCUGUACGAGCGAGGUGACGCGUCCAAGGAGGACAUUGACACUGCCAUGAAGCUGGGAGCCAGCUACCCCAUUGGCCCCUUUGAACUUAUUGACUACGUUGGACUGGACACCACCAAGUUCAUCAUGGACGGUUGGCAUGAAAUGGAUUCCAAGAACCCCUUGUUUCAGCCCAGCCCAUCCUUGAAUAAGCUGGUAGCAGAGAAGAAGUUGGGCAAGAAAAGUGGAGAAGGCUUCUAUAAGUACAAGUGAUGCAGCAGCGGGCCGGGCAGAGCCUGCCAGGAGGUACCACCAGCUCCCCCAAGUGCCGGACGCCAGUGCUCACACUGCAGCCCUUCCACAUGCUUUUGUAAUCUAUGCGAAUUAUCUACACUAGGUACAGUAGUAGCAGACUCCUCCAUUGAGAACUAACUCCCUUUUUUAAGUCUACUUGUUUCUGUGUAUUUUCUAAAAGGCUUUACACCCUGGGUGCCUUGGAGCAAACGUUUGAACCGAGUCAUUUCCUUAAAGAAUGGCUCGGGUGCAUUCCCUGGUGAAGGGGAACGCCCCUCCUCCGGGAGUGAGCCAUGUCCUCAGCGCCACGCGUGCCACAGCCGUCCACUCACGCCUGGGGGCUGCGGCUCUCCCCUACCUCUGCCCGAGGAGCGCCAUCUCCCUGCAGCUUCAGGCCUCGCUGACAGCCUGGGCCGAGGUCAGGUGUCAUGUGUUUACUCAUCUGGACACCCUGCCAGCUGGGGGCAGAGUCUGUGUGGGCCUGGUGUGCAGGGCACAGUCGAGUCUGCAGUCUGAAUGAUCACUGUCUCUCGUCUUCAUGAGAAAUCUUUGCUGUGAACUGCCUACAAGAGUUGACUCUAAUGACAUGUAGUCUUUCAGUCUGUGAAAAUUUGAAUUGAAAUAAACAAAUGCAAUAAACAAAUUUUAAACCAUCGUGUGCUCAGAUGCUUGCCAAG
Messenger RNA from Talpa occidentalis (Iberian mole), 1691 nucleotides. It is a transcript of the gene HADH, whose product is annotated as hydroxyacyl-CoA dehydrogenase. NCBI's taxonomy places the organism in Eukaryota, Metazoa, Chordata, Mammalia, Eulipotyphla, Talpidae. Gene Ontology annotation, molecular function: NAD+ binding; (3S)-3-hydroxyacyl-CoA dehydrogenase (NAD+) activity. Gene Ontology annotation, biological process: fatty acid beta-oxidation. The record is from RefSeq and is a predicted model, not a curated record. The transcript is spliced from 8 exons. Gene Ontology annotation, cellular component: mitochondrion. The coding region runs from base 49 to 993 and encodes 314 amino acids.